Ectocarpus sp. CCAP 1310/34 is the source of this 2313-nucleotide messenger RNA. NCBI's taxonomy places the organism in Eukaryota, Phaeophyceae, Ectocarpales, Ectocarpaceae. The record is from the annotation of a GenBank genome assembly.
AUGGUGAGAACCAUCAUCAGUCGCGCUGAGCGGGAAAGCGCCGCAGAUGUCGAAGACGCACGGCAGUUCUUGGGCAAGCUCCAGAAGGAGGAUUUGUGGGUGAGAUUCCAACUGGACGAGGACAGGCGCGUGACGCACAUUGCUUGGGCGCUCGACGAGCAAAAGCGCAACGCGCUGCGGUACUCCCGCAUCAUCAUCCAGGACAACACCUUCAACACGAACGAGCGAGUAUACAAGUACCACUUGGCACUAAUCGUCGUCGUCGACAAAGAGAACUACACCCAGAUCGCGAUGCAGGCCCUACUUGCGAACGAGCGGACUGAGGACUACAAGUUUCUCUUCCGGGUUUUCAGGGAACUAUGCCAGGGGAUGCAGCCAGAGGUGAUGUUCACUGACGCUGACCAGGCAGCAAUGACGGCAAUCGAUGAAGAGUGCCCGGCAUCGCACCAGAAGCUGUGCCUGUUCCACAUGGAUGAGAACCUCAUGAAGCACGGCGAAGGCCUUGAGCAGGGCGUCCUGGCGGGGAAGCUGUGCCUGUUCCACAUGGAUGAGAACCUCACGAAGCACGGCAAAGGCCUUGAGCAGGGCGUCCUGGCGGGGGUGAAGGGGAUUUUCCACGCAGCAGCACGGUGCAUGGUUGAAACUGAUGUUCCUGAAGCCAAAGCGAAUCUAUUGAAGCAGCUUAAACCGGACAGUCACAUGUACAAGUACAUGGCUGACUUCGUUUUCGAACCAAGGCGGGUACAGCGGUGGGCUUCGUUUGUGCACCCUGGACUCCACACGCUCAACAUUACCUCCACGCAGCGAGUGCAAUCGACCAACGGUGCCUUGAAGACGACGAUGCACAGAUCGGGGAGUAUGGUUGACGUGCAUGACACCAUCGUCGGCAAGCUGCGGGCGUUCCCGGAGAUAUGCCGCCCGCUCAUGGAUCCCGGCGUUUUCUCCCACUCGAAGCCCACGGCGAGAGCAAGCAAUUGGGCCAGCUGCGUCGCCUUCGGGAAGGAGCUCGCAUCUCUCAUGACAGACGUGGACGCCAUCGCCCCCUGCCAACGCGUCCUCAACAACCUCACCAACUACGCCAAGCAGCUCAUCGAGGUGGAGGCGACGUCGCAGCAUGAGGCCACCACGAACCGGAUUUUCACGGGAGUCGUGGCCCGGCCUGUGACCGCUACCGACCCGCCAGAGGGAGGGCCGGUGGGGGCCGGGCCGGGAGGAGGCCGCGGACGAGGGAACGGGCGAGGGCGAGGCCGGGGUGGGGCAGGCGAAGGUGGCGGGAGAGGGUCAAGAGCAAGACGUGGAAGGGGAGGGGAGGGUCUUGGUGUUUCCGCGGCGAGCACGCCGAGCCUUGCCGUGGGUGGCCCGGCGUUGCCACAGGCGGACGGCCCCGGCAGCACGGGCGGGGGCGGGGAGGGGGGAGGGUCGGGUCUUGGUGUUUCCGCGGCCGGCACGACGAGCCUUGCCGAGAAUUUUCCGUCUCACAGGGCUGGUGUCGCCGGCGCCGCUAUGCAUUCUUUCCCGACACCCACGAACGCGACACGCCCGGUCGGGGGCUCGGGCGCACCGCUUCGGUCCUUGAGCAACUCUCCUCAUGACGGGGUGGGGCAGACUUCGCCCGGUGUCACGUCCUCGGCGUCGUUGGCUUUCGACGCGACAAACUCCUGCGCGCCGGAGAGUUUCCAGCAAUCAAGACUAAACGGAGAAAGACUUCGUGCCCACGAAAACCACGGGCAGCCUCUGCCUUCGACGCCCCACAAUGUUGCUUUCUUGGACGAGGUGCGCUCUCCCCCGAAAAGGAAGCAAACAGGACCGACAAAAAGGCGCAAGCGCAAGUCGUCGGCCCAGAGAAAUAACCGUGGUGGAGGACAGCAUGUCAUUCAGGGUGGUGCCAAAGCGGCUUGGGGGAUUUAGGAAUAGCGUCGGCUUUUGUCUUUUCGCCUGCGUUGAAUGUUCUUUUUGUCAUGGCGUAGGAAAGGAUGAUGCAUGUCCCGGAAGUGUUUUCGUUCGGUAUUUUUGACUUGCUUGGGGUCCACGGCUAUGAUUUCUCGGGGCGGGGGGGCUUUUCUUGCCAACCCACAACGUGUGCGCCAACCAGCUGUUUAGAAGUCAAGGAUCUAGAGAGAGAGCUAGCGUGGAUAUGGCGGGGCAAGGCGUAGAAGUCGCGCGCACGCAAACCGCACUUGCUUGAGACUUGGUGAGCGUACCAUGGUCGUGUUCAGGCGUGGUCGUGGAGGGCAACGAGCGGAAUUUAAUGGAGUUGAAGGUGGGGAAACUUUGUGGUUUGUGAUCCCCCGCUGUAACCCCAAUGUGAUGGUU